CGUUCAUUGCUGCAUCGCUGCAUCGUCGUGGUUCAUUGAAAUACUCAUCACAUCUACUUUAAUUUCUUCUAGAAAAGACAUCCCUCGAGUAUCUCCCGAGCAGGCCCCUCCGCCAUCAUGGCCGCCGCCGACGUUCGCGACAUGCUGGAUCUGCCCGCGGAGGGCCAGCCCCGACCUCAUAAGAAACAAAAGGUCGUCGAGAAGCGUCCAGAGGGUAUCACCCGUGAGCUCUUCGCCCUGCUCGGCGAGCGAGCCCCUCCGAUCGCCAUCAACGAGAACCGAUACAAGGGCCGCCCGAAAUGGAUGAGCAAACUGCGCGUCCGCCCAUGGCGCAUGACCCCUUUCUUGAACGGCGCCCGAUCCGACGGCCUCGUUCUCCGCCACUGGCAGCGAACCCAUGAACCCGCCAAGGUCCCCGCAAUGGAGGAUUCGGAGAUGGAAACGGACGAGAAGAAAGAUGAGGCGACCGAUGCAUCAUCCGCCGACACGCCGCAGCAGGACUCGAUGUUCUCCAAAUACAACGUCAAGGCCCGCGUGCCCAACCGCUAUACCGACGAGGAAUACAACCGCCAUCUCAAGAGCGACGAUUGGACCCGCCAGGAGACCGACUACCUGAUGGACCUGGUGGAAGAGUACGACCUUCGCUGGGUCGUCAUCGCUGACCGCUACGACUACCAACCGCACCCAGUCGACUCCGAGUCCAAUGCCAACGCCCUAGUCCCCGCCAAGCGGUACCGAACAAUGGAGCAAAUGAAAGCCCGAUACUACUUCAUAGCCGCCAGCAUGCUCGCUCUCGAGCACCCCCCGUCCGAGAUGUCGGAAGCUGAAUUUGAACUCCACGAGAAGAUGCUCAAGUUCGACGCAGACCGUGAACGGUCCCGAAAGGAGCUCGCCGCUCUACAGCUGAACCGGACCGCCGACGAAGUGCGUGAGGAAAGCAUCCUCCUCGAGGAACUCAAACGCAUCACCGCCAACGAACAAGACUUUAUCACCGAGCGCCGCGAACUCUACUCCCGCCUUGAGGUCCCUAUCAGCGUCGGCAACACCACCAUGUACCAGUCCAGCCAAGGCCUCUCCCAACUCCUCCAGACCCUCCUCCAAGCCGACAAGAGCAAGAAGCGCCGCUCCAUCCUGGGCCCCGAAGCCGGCGCCGCUCCCAGCCCAGCCAGCCAAACCCCCGCCCCCAAUGCCCCCAGCAGCACGCGCGACAGCCGCGCCGACACUCCAAACGCCGCCCCCGCAGCCCCAACCAACAAGAAAGCCGCCGCGGCCGCGGCCGCAGCCGCAGCCAACAAAGAAGCCCAACAAGCCGUGCGAACCCUCACCCCAGCUGAAGAAGCCAAAUACGGCGUGCAACACCACGACCGCCUCGCGCCAGGUGUACAGUUCCGCAGUGACCGCGCCCAGAAACUCACUCAGGCCAAAUCAAAUGUCCAGACACAGAAACUUGCCGCGGCGCUCGCGGAACUGGAAGUUCCGCUGCGCCUGGUCAUGCCGACGGAACGAGUCUGCAAGGAGUUCGAGAAGUUGAUCCACUCGGUGAAUCUGCUGCUUGAGGCACGCAAGGUCGCUGAGAAGGUGGAGAGCGAGAUCCGGGUUCUGGAGGCUGCAAAGGAGGAACGCGAACGGAAGGUCAAGGAGGCUCAGGAGAAGGAUAAGCCUGAGGUUAAGUCGGAGCAGGAGGAUCAGCCGCUUCCGGCGGCGGAGGCUACUGAUGCUGGUGCUGGUGCUGAGAAUCCCGAUGCGGCGGAGGAGGAUGAAUCGGGGGAGAAGCGUAGAAGCGGAGCGGCUGGUGGGGGUCUGGAGGGGACGUCGCAUAAACGCUCGGCGAGUGUGCUGAGCAAUACCAGUGAUAAAAGUACCAAGCGACAGCGGAAGUGAGUGCAGGCAUCUUAUGGGCGUUGGAGUGGGCGUUCUUGUGAUUCAAUAUACCUUUGUACGACUACAUGAACUUCGGUCUGGAUAAACAUUAAUUCUGCUGAUGCAAUACAUCGAUAUUGGUCCGUUCCAAUCUUCCCGAGCACCUUGGUGGUGGAUUUUGCUUUCUUGGAGGCAACCAGCGGUUGCAGAUGUAGUUGAAAAUAGUGAUUGGUUGGUAACAGCUCAUGUUGCAUCCAAUCCUACGCUGUUAAUCAUGCUGUGGAGGACCUUGUGCGCUCUGGCGGCAUCAAUAUAUAGAUGCCCGAAUCCUACCCGAGCA
Molecule: messenger RNA, 2200 nt
Organism: Aspergillus sclerotioniger CBS 115572
Lineage: Eukaryota; Fungi; Ascomycota; Eurotiomycetes; Eurotiales; Aspergillaceae
Product: SANT/Myb-like DNA-binding domain-containing protein
Exons: 3
Coding region: 118-1881 (587 amino acids)
Biological process (GO): negative regulation of transcription by RNA polymerase II; chromatin remodeling; DNA repair
Cellular component (GO): nucleus; Swr1 complex; NuA4 histone acetyltransferase complex
Molecular function (GO): transcription corepressor activity
Source: RefSeq, a predicted model, not a curated record